Messenger RNA from Electrophorus electricus (electric eel), 2795 nucleotides. It is a transcript of the gene igfbp5a, whose product is annotated as insulin-like growth factor binding protein 5a. Gene Ontology annotation, biological process: regulation of insulin-like growth factor receptor signaling pathway. Gene Ontology annotation, cellular component: extracellular region. NCBI's taxonomy places the organism in Eukaryota, Metazoa, Chordata, Actinopteri, Gymnotiformes, Gymnotidae. The record is from RefSeq and is a predicted model, not a curated record. Gene Ontology annotation, molecular function: fibronectin binding; insulin-like growth factor I binding; insulin-like growth factor II binding.
AGCUUUAAGCAAAGUGAAGCGCGCGCCGCCCCUCACCGAGCGCUCGGCUGUAUUCUGACAGGUUUCCAAAGCCAAGGGUGUUCGCGGUAGGUGUGUGUGCUCGAAGAACUCUGGUCUUCCUUUGAGUUUGGAAAAUAACCAACCCAUUAUUUCCUUGUACGGCCCCCAAGUCAUUCCUCCGGGACGGGAAUCUCGAGAAGCAAGCGCGGGCUCUUCAGGCGCUGCUUUUUAAUUGAUGAACUUCAGCGCCACUUGGGAUUUUUUCCUCAGACGCGACAAAGGCGAGUUGAAAGGGAUAUUGAUUUAGGAACCCGGGCACAGUGCAUUUGCAUCUAUCUUCAUCCAAGGUUUCAACACGCUCGAGCAGGACACUGUGCCACCACAGGUGUCGGGUCCGUCGGCUGCCCUAUUUACUCCUCCGUCUGGCUUUGUCGGUAAUCUGUAGAUGGAUUUUGCUUUCGGGAGGAGGAACAUGCUUUUGAGUUUAUGCACCUUGGCUGCUCUCGUGCUGGGACUAUCCCAGUGCCUUGCCUCGUACGUGCCCUGCGAACCGUGCGAUCAGAAAGCGCUCUCCAUGUGUCCUCCCGUGCCAGUGGGCUGCCAAGUAGUGAAAGAGCCGGGUUGCGGCUGCUGCUUGACCUGCGCGCUAAGUGAGGGGCAAACCUGUGGGGUCUACACGGGCACGUGCGGCAAAGGAUUGCGUUGUCUGCCGCGGAUCGGCGAGGAGAAGCCGCUUCACGCGCUCCUGCAUGGCAAGGGUGCCUGCAUGAAUGAGAAGACAUACAAACCACUUCUUUACACGUCUCGAGACCGGCAGCUGCAAGAGGAUGCCCAUGUUCCAGACGUGACUGAGCAUCUGCUUUCCCCCGGCAAGAUGCCUCUGUUCGCACAGGACCACAUCAACAACAAGAAGGCCCUGGCAGUUCACAAGGACAGGAUACGGGUAGGGGGAAGGCUAAAGACCCUGGGCAACUUGGACUACUCCCCCAAUGGUGCAGACAAGAACCAGCCUGAAACCGGGCCAUGCCGAAGGCAGCUGGAUGUGGUGAUUCAGAGGAUUAAGGACGCACCCAGAGUUUUGGCUCUGUCCCUCUAUCUGCCCAACUGCGACAAGAAAGGCUUCUUCAAACGCAAGCAGUGUAAGCCCUCCAGGGGGCGCAAGCGAGGCAUUUGCUGGUGCGUAGAUAAGUACGGGGAUCUGAUGCCAGGUUCCGAUUACACCCGAGGUGACAUCCAGUGCAAGGGCCUGGGAAGCAGCAACAACAACGAGUGAGGCUGCUCCAUCUCCAUCCCGAGAAGGAAAUUCCUGCCAUAUCCCAUAAACUGCCAAUCACCUAAAUAAUCACCUCUUCACCUGUGUUAGCUUGUCCUUCACCUAAGAAUGGGCAGAGUUUUUUUUUUAAGUCUAAAAUGUCAAUUUCUAUGCUCAUAUUGUGUGACAGCUCAAGUAUCACUUGUGAACCUUUGAUUCCUGUGGGACUCAGAUCUUGGCAGCAGACCGCCAUUAUAAUGUUCACAAGCUUACUGCACAACGUCUUUUUCUGAUAUAUUAUCAUACCAGGAGAAAAAUGGAAUUAUGGUUAGGUUUUCACUUCCUCUUAGUUUAAAAGCAAUAUUAUUGCCAGAUUGAAGGUCAUUGUGUCUGUCUGUGUUGCAGUACUUCUCCAUUGGCACUCUGCUCUUGUUUAGCACCCUGCGUACGUGUUUCAUAACUCAAAGUGUGAAUGAACAUCAUUGUUCUACCAUCAGCUCCACUUCUGCUUUAGUGAGUCUCGGCAGCUGCCGAUCACAGCAAGUAAGCUUAUCAUCUUGAAAUACUUUCUGGAUUUUUUGAGAAUAAUUUAAAUUUCCGAGUUAGGAGAGUCAGUUUUUGUGGAGAACAGGCAUACUCAUUUUCUCCAUCUUGGCAGAAGCUGGCACGAGCUCAUGGAGUAAGCUUUGAGUUUAAAACAUGCAAAAGUGUGGCAUAUUCCCGCCGCUUGACGGGAAGACGUAGCUGUUUGAAUACAGGAUGGGACCAAACCGCCUAGACCUUUCGCUCUCCUUGUCUGACGCUCCGAGGUCCUUGGGUUCUCGUGGAAAUCUCAGUGCCUUUUACAGCUUGAAUGGAUUUGAAUUCUGAUUUACAUCGAGACAACAGAGGAAAAAUACUCACGCUCAGAGUAGACUUCUGCUGUUCAUGUGUGCAUUCAAAUUCAGAGGGGCGUCAAAGGGAGGGAAUAUUUGUAUGAUAAAGAGCAGGUGUGAGGAGGAAUCUCCACAGUACUUUUGACACACAAAUGAUCAAUCCCACAAUCCUUUUAGUGAAUGUUUGGGGGGUUUUGUGUGUGUUAAAGUCUUUGUCAACUCUAUCACAUGUAUGACACAAAGUGGACAAAUUUCACACAUUACAAAAAAUAACUGAUCAAAGUUGUUAGCAACCAAAUGAAAUUGUGUAAUAAAUCUCCAUCCUCUGAUAUCAGCUGUUCUCACGGGUGUAAAUAUUACUUUUGAAAAGGACCCGUGUUUAUUUUUUCUUUACUAAAGCCAUUCUUGUCAAAGAUUUGGGCACUUUAAGCGGAUCAAAGGAAAUCCCUUCACUGAUGUUCAAUGUUUGGACGCAAGAUGGUCCCAGCCCGUGUGAGAGAAACUCACCGCAGCGGUUCAUCUGUAGCAUUUAUAAUAAUGUCUGUUCUGCACACCCCUGUCACAGGGUUUAUGUGGUGCCUAUUCUAAAAACGUCAGGCAAAAUGUUGAUAUUAACCCAAAUCAACUAUACUGUUGACUCCGUCUACGCACACGUACUGUGCAAUGUU